GAUGUUCAGUGAAAUUUGUCCACUUGAAGGUAAAUGUUCGUGUGCAAAAAAUGUCGUGAACAAAAGCCUCGAAGGUGGGAAACGAGUAGCAAAUAUAUAUUGGAGUGAACCGGAAAACUUCACUUGUCCUCAUAAAUACAUAAAAGAAGGAGAGGGAAAGUCGAACAUUAGUUCUCCACAGUCGUUCUUAAAAGGACAGCACAAAAUUCCGUACAAGCACUUUCUGUAUGGUGGAAAAACUUCAACAUGCUAUGUUCAUAUUAACGUUAUAUCGAAUGUCUGUGACUUUGAAUCUAGCCUGGGCACGAAUUUAUGUCCAUGGCACAAUGAUGAUUACAGCUGGAUUGUCCGCAAUUACGGACCGUUUGGACGAUAUCUUUAUUUUGAAUCAACUUCAACUGGCAAAGCUUGGUUGGUUGGAAACUAUCGAAACGACUCUCUCGUGUGCUUUUCAUUUUCGUAUAGGAUGUAUGUCCCACAUUUUGGAGCAUUAAAUAUUUACCAAGAAUAUUUUCACAAUGGAUACAAUCCCUUACUGUGGUCAUUAAGUGGUGAUCAAGGAAAUAAGUGGAAAAAAGGCCAAGUCACAGUUAAUUUUACAAUGGGUCUAUCUAGGUUAAUCGUUGAAGAUGUCGUACAAUCAUUUAAGUGGGGAUACUUAGCAAGCUCUGUAUCUCUCGACAAUCUUGCUUUUGCUCCAGGAAGCUGUGACACAAUACCAAAGGUGGCCAUUCCUAGCAAUGCUUUUGAUUGUUCCAAUGGUUCAUUUUUCUCGUUUCUAAAUACGAAAUGUAACAAAUGUCCCAGUUCUACUUACCAGCCGUACACAAGUCAAACUCGUUGUCUUACCUGUAAUGAUGGUAAAGGUACCAUCAAUAUUGGUGCAGUGAGUGAACAAGAAUGUAUAAAAGUCGAAAACUGUGAUUUUCAAAAAGGACUGGGAACAACUGUUUGUCCAUGGCGCAAUGUGGAAGUAGACGAUGACUUAAACUGGGAACUUGGUACUGCAUAUGUAAAAUAUAGAAGAUUUAGAAACCUAAUUUAUGACGCUACUGGUUCUAAUUUUGGACGAUAUCUUCUUUUAAGAUCAGUUAUUUCAGGCAAAGCUUGGUUGGUUGGAAACUAUCGAAAGGACUCUCUCGUGUGUUUUUCAUUUUCGUAUUAUAUUCGCAGUCAUUAUAAUACAUUAAAUAUCUACCAAGAAUAUUUUCACAAUGGAUACAAUCCCUUACUGUGGUCAUUAAGUGGUGAUCAAGGAACUAAGUGGAAAAAAGGCCAAGUCACAGUUAAUUUUACCAUGGGUCUAUCUAAAUUAAUCGUUGAAGCUGUCGUGCGUAGUUACACAAGAAACGUUCUAGCUCUCGACAAUCUUGCUUUUGCUCCAGGAAGCUGUGACACAAUACCAAAGGUGGCCAUUCCUAGCAAUGCUUUCGAUUGUUCAAUUGGUUCAUUCUUUUCCUUUAAAAGUAAGAAAUGUGAAAAAUGUCCCAUCUAUACAUAUCAACCAUAUCCAAAACAAACUCGUUGUCUUCCCUGUAAUGAGAGUAAAGGUACCAUCAAUGUUGGUGCAGUGAGUGAACGAGAAUGUAUAAAAGUCAAAAGAUGUGAUUUUCAAAAGGGACUGGGAACUACUUUAUGUCCAUGGCACAACGUAGAAGGUGACGAUGACUUUGACUGGAAACUUAGUACAUCAUCCUCAUCAUAUUAUGACCCACCACGAUAUGAUGCUACAGGCUUCAGUACUGGACGAUAUCUUCGUUUGAGAUCAUAUAUUUCAGGCAAAGGUUGGUUGGUUGGAAACUAUCGCAACGACUCUCUCGUGUGUUUUUCAUUUUCGUAUUACAUGGAUGACAGUUAUGAUGAGACAUUAAAUAUCUACCAAGAAUAUUUUCACAAUGGAUACAAUCUUUUACUGUGGUCAUUAAGUGGUGAUCAAGGAACUAAGUGGAAAAAGGCCAAGUCACAGUUAAUUUUACAAUGGGUCUAUCUAGGGUAG
This is a messenger RNA of Xenia sp. Carnegie-2017, 1996 nucleotides long. Its product is annotated as MAM and LDL-receptor class A domain-containing protein 1-like. Lineage: Eukaryota; Metazoa; Cnidaria; Anthozoa; Malacalcyonacea; Xeniidae. Gene Ontology annotation, cellular component: membrane. The transcript has 12 exons. The record is from RefSeq and is a predicted model, not a curated record. The coding region runs from base 2 to 1996 and encodes 664 amino acids.